AUGUUGACCUAAAUCCAAUGAUUUGCAUAACACUCCUGAAAGGAGGGAAGGCUUAUAAAAAGCAGGGACACACUGACGACCCAAGGCACAUCAUUUUUUUUCUUCUAGGAGACAGAAAAGAGUGACAAAAAGCCAAGAUGAGACUGUAUCUUGCAGCUGCUGUCCUGUUGCUGGCUUUUGUUGCAUACACAGAGGCUCAGGAUGACUCAAUCCAAGAUAGGUUAUCCACAUUCAGGGAUCAGGUCACUGAGUUCGGCAAGACUGUGGCUGAAAAGGCAAAGACCCAUUUUGACACCAUGAGAACCAGUGAAUUUGCAGAGUCCACCAAGAACUGGUUCACAGAGCGGUUUCAGCAGAUUAAGCAGAAGAUAGAUGAAAUCUCUCAAUGAGCUGAUGAACCAGUCGAAGACCUCUGCCCUCAACGGCCACACUGCCAUGGCAGCUGACCUGCUGCAACAUCUAAAGGCUGAAGUCACAUUGCUCAACAAAAUGGACAAAACUAACCUCUAUUGUCAUAUUUUUGCCUAUUAUCAUUUAUGGAAAAACUGUGUAAAAGUGCAAUAAAACACAUGAAAUAAAACCAAAUCUUUUAA
This is a messenger RNA of Cyprinodon tularosa, 593 nucleotides long. RefSeq names its product apolipoprotein C-I (gene apoc1). Gene Ontology annotation, molecular function: phospholipase inhibitor activity; fatty acid binding. The transcript has 4 exons. Gene Ontology annotation, biological process: negative regulation of lipoprotein lipase activity; very-low-density lipoprotein particle clearance; negative regulation of cholesterol transport. The record is from RefSeq and is a predicted model, not a curated record. Lineage: Eukaryota; Metazoa; Chordata; Actinopteri; Cyprinodontiformes; Cyprinodontidae. The coding region runs from base 138 to 389 and encodes 83 amino acids. Gene Ontology annotation, cellular component: very-low-density lipoprotein particle; extracellular region; high-density lipoprotein particle.